UGCUGAGAGAACGCAGAAGAGACAGACAAGAGAGAGAGAGAGAGAGAGAGAGAGAGAGAGAGAGAGAGAGAGAGGCAAUACAGGAUGCAUCCCAUAACAACAUCAUAUGCAAAGAGUAGAGAGCUUGAGAGACACACAGUCGGUGAGAGGAUGGAUGGAUAGAGCCUCCAGGGCAGGGACCAAGAGCACGUAGCUGACUGCAGCACCUGUGAGCCGCAGAAACAGCAUCAUUAGCAUCUGCAGCUCCACAACCCUGGACCUGCUUUCUUACUUCUCGGAGCAUGGCAGCCCGGCCUUGUUAAUUGAAUGAGGAUAAUACGAACAGCAGCCUGUGCGCCGGCUUCUGCAGCCCCUCUUCGUUCAGCAUGCGCUGGGAGAGUGAGAGAGCACGCUCAAGUGGAAUCACUGGCGGCCGUCGAACGCAGCAUAACGCGAGCAGCGCAAAUCUCUGUUCUCACAGCAACAGCAGUCGUACAACUAAUGCGCUUACUGUUAGCUCCAGCAAUAGUAGGGACAUCAGGUAGCACAGUAAUAAGGUUGCAGGGCAGGUGUAGCUUUUAAAAUAGCAACAGUGACAGGUUUUAAAAAACAAACAUUCAAAGUAGCUCUACUGCAAUUUUGCAUUUGUAUAAGUACAUUGAAUUACUUUUUAGUGAUAGUUGUUGAACUGUAAUUACUAUUUGUGGAAUACUCUAAAGGGAAUCCAGUGUUUUAUGAUUCUAUUUGUAACUAUUAUUGAUGCUGUAUUGACACUAGUAGCAUUAAUAUCAUUCGUCUGAAGUACUGACAUGCUGUAAGAUUUCAUUGUAAGUGUGUAGUAAUUUGUUGUCAUCACUUAAGCGUAACACGUAGGUAGUGAGCGAGCUCUUGUUGUGUGAUUGUAGUUAGCGUGUCAGCUGUGUUUGUGGUUAUGGUGAAGAGAGCGAAGGCUCCAUCCAUUUUGGCUGAUGAAGGCCUCCUGGAUACGGCUGCUGAAAAGAGCAAAGGGGGGUCGAGUCAAGAACGAUAUCGGCGGUUCGGCAGACUCGUACACCAGUCGACCGUCUGACUCGGAUGUGUCUCUAGAAGAGGAUAAAGAGGCACUGCGCAGAGAGGCUGAGAGACAGGCCCAGCUCCAGCUUGAAAAGUCCAAGACAAAACCUGUAGCAUUUGCUGUUCGUACAAAUGUUAGCUACAGUCCUUCUCUCGAUGACGAUGUCCCCGUGCCCGGCAUGGCCAUUUCAUUUGAGGCUAAAGAUUUCCUACAUGUAAAAGAGAAAUUCAGUAAUGACUGGUGGAUUGGCCGCUUAGUAAAGGAAGGAUGUGAGAUUGGUUUUAUCCCCAGUCCAGUGAAGUUAGAAAAUCUUCGAAUCCACCAGGAGCAACGAAACAAACAGAGCAAAUUCCACCCCAGCAAACUGGGGGCUAACUCCUUGUCCAGUUUAGGGGAUAUUGUCCCAAGCUCUCGAAAAUCUACUCCUCCUUCCUCAGCCAUUGACAUAGAUGCUGUGGGUUUAGAGUCGGAGGAGCCUGAACCUCCUCCUCCUCCCCAGCAGCGUUCUCCCAAAGCCAGCCCAAACCAAGUUAUAUCUACUUUAACCCGUGAGAAACGAAUGCCCUUCUUUAAGAAGACUGAGCACAUUCCUCCAUAUGAUGUGGUGCCCUCCAUGAGGCCUGUGGUCCUGGUGGGACCUUCACUCAAGGGUUAUGAGGUGACAGACAUGAUGCAGAAAGCAUUAUUUGACUUUCUGAAGCACAGAUUUGAGGGAAGGAUAUCAAUCACCCGGGUAACAGCAGACAUUUCUCUAGCCAAGCGAUCUGUCCUGAAUAACCCCAGUAAACACGGCAUCAUUGAACGCUCCAACACACGCUCCAAUCUUGCUGAGGUACAGAGUGAGAUUGAGAGGAUCUUCGAGCUGGCCCGCACGCUCCAGUUGGUGGUUCUGGACGCUGACACAAUAAAUCAUCCGUCUCAGCUGGGCAAGACUUCACUUGCACCAAUCAUCGUUUACGUCAAGAUUUCCUCUCCGAAGGUCUUACAGAGAUUAAUUAAAUCUAGAGGAAAGUCUCAGGCAAAACACCUCAAUGUGCAGAUGGUGGCAGCAGACAAACUGGCUCAGUGCCCUCCAGAUCUUUUCGACAUCAUCCUGGAUGAGAAUCAGUUAGAGGACGCCUGUGAGCACAUUGCCGACUAUCUGGAAGCUUACUGGAAAUGCACACAUCCGGCCAGUUGCACUCCGACCAAUCCUCACUUAGACAAACUAACUGCUGCCCAAUCAGAAGCUCCUGAAGAUCUGUCUAGUCUGCCACUGCAGGGCAUGGGAGGCGCUCAGAAAGCUGAAAAGUCGUUAGGCGAGAGGAAGAGCUCUCUAGAAGACCAUCACCAUCACCACCACCAUAAUCGUCACCACCAUCGCCUGCAAAAGCAAGAGAGUCUGGACCAACCUGAGGAAGACGAUCCACAGGAAGAGGCCGCUAAAGAACAGGAAGUCUUACGGAGCGAGCGAAAAGUGCCGCACAUACACCACCGCUCUUCAUCCACACGGACCGAACACCACAAUCACCACCAUCACCACCACCAUCACAGUCGUGUAGCACGCACACUCUCCAGGCAAGACACGCUGGAGAGAAGAGACUCUGCAUGUGCAGAGCCACAUGCCACUUACACACAUUCAGAUUCACCUACACACUCGCAUACACGUCACACCCAGGGGGAGGAAGAGGUAGAAGAAGAGGACGAGGAUGAAGAGGAGGAGGAAGAGGAAGAAGAAGAAGAAGAAGAGGAUGAGGAAGAGGAGGAAGAUCAGCCUGUUCAACAUAACCAUCACCACCACCAUCACCACGGAAAGGGAGGAAGGGAAAGGGAGCGGGAGCAUAAUCACAGCAAACGGAACGACCAGCAACGUGGACAGCAGAGAUUGCAACGAGAACGCUAUCAUGAGCGUGAAAGACAACACUCUACUGAAGGAGAAGAGAAAAAAGAAGAGACAGACUGGGAGACUGAUCCCUACUUAGAGCAGUAAUGCACAAACCCAGAAAGCCAUGGACUGCAUCGAACAGACAAAUCGUACACCUUUUUACAAAUGCUAGAUUCAGGUCCAGAAUUAUUGCCAACAACGUUGAUCAACAACAGUAGGAAAACAGUGGAAAAGGCGCAGUUUGUAAUGCCUGAAUGAAUCUAUAGACCUAUAAUAAUUCGAUCAUGUCAAAGAUAUGUUAUAGAAACUGUGAAGUUAAAUUUUUCACAAAAGCGAAAUCGAGUUUUAGAGUUAAUAGAUUUCAUUUAGAGAUAGCAGCGUUUCAUUGAUUCAUUGUGAUUGGCCUCACAGACAGCAGAAGGCUUAAACAAUUACAAACUGCUCCUUUAGUAUUGAGAUACGAUGUACUACAAUGUUCUAUCGUGUUGACAUUCUGGCAAUUUUUGUAACAAAUCAACGGAAUGAACCAGAAAGUUGCGUACAUUGUAUACCUCCUGGAUACUGUGUAGAUCAUUCCAAAUAUUAAUGACUGAGGGAUUAGAGUUACUUGUCCAUACAGACUCAUGACUUGUACCCGUGAACUGCCAAAAUGUGCGGCUAUGGUCGUUUUUUUUGUACCUUCAGGCUGCCAGGACUAAUCAAUCAAAGCAUCAACUAGUCCAAAAUUUAUUUGAAUGCCACAAAGAAGACACAUUGCGGUCAAAUAUGUUUGUUUGGUCUCAUCUGAUACAUGUUCCAGGUCACUUUAGGUUCAGGCUCAUUGCAAAGAAUAAAUGUGUAGUAAUAGAAAAUAAUAUCUAAAAUAAAGAGAAAAAAAAAAUAGACAAUGACUAGACAGUUAUAAAGCUCAUAAUGCUAAUUCUGGGCCUGUCACACUUCACACAUAUACACCUACACGUACAUGUGCUGCUAUCCUGCCCUCUGGACUUUUGGCUCUCUGUUACUAUGCCUCCUUUGUAAAGACUGGUGUUUUUAAAUAUGACUACAUUAUUGUAAAUAAGAUAUAGGUAUCCAUGCAUACUUGUUCUAUCAGUGUGUGGACACGUGAAUAUUAAACAAUAAAUAUGAGUCAUUAAUAAUUUCA
Molecule: messenger RNA, 4041 nt
Organism: Silurus meridionalis
Lineage: Eukaryota; Metazoa; Chordata; Actinopteri; Siluriformes; Siluridae
Gene: cacnb2a
Product: calcium channel, voltage-dependent, beta 2a
Exons: 13
Coding region: 948-3002 (684 amino acids)
Biological process (GO): calcium ion transmembrane transport; chemical synaptic transmission; regulation of voltage-gated calcium channel activity
Cellular component (GO): voltage-gated calcium channel complex
Molecular function (GO): protein binding; high voltage-gated calcium channel activity
Source: RefSeq, a predicted model, not a curated record